GGGGGAUAAAUGCAGUAUGCAGGCAGGAUUUAGACUUUUUUUUUGAGUGAGCGUCGCCGCAAGAAGGCUGCCUCUUACUUAACUCCCUCCUCUCGCUCUUGCUCUCUUUCUUCCCCACACCCCCCUUCCCCACUGCAUACCACCCCUUCUCGUUACCCAUCCUUACCGAAUCAUGACUGAAGAGGAGCCCGUCGUCAUUGUCGGCGGCGGCCUGGCUGGGCUUGUGGCCGCGUACGAGAUCACAAAGGCGGGUAAGAAGGUCAUCAUCGUCGACCAGGAAAACGAGGGAAGCCUGGGUGGGCAGGCGUUCUGGUCCCUGGGCGGCCUCUUUCUCGUCGACAGCAAGCAGCAGCGAAGGAUGGGCAUCAAGGACUCCAAGGAGCUCGCCAUGCGCGACUGGAUGAACUCGGCGGCCUUUGACCGGCCCGACGACGAGGACUACUGGGCCAAGCAGUGGGCCGAGGCCUUUGUCAACUUUGCCCACGACGGCUUCAGGGACUAUCUCGACGAGGUCGGCCUCAGCAUCAUGCCCAACGUCGGCUGGGCAGAGCGAGGCUCGAUGAAUGCCGAGGGCCAUGGCAAUUCGGUUCCGCGCUUCCACAUCACCUGGGGCACGGGCCCCGAGGUCGUCCGCGUGUUCCGCGAACCGGUCCUCGAGGCGGCCAAGAAGGGCCUCGUCGACUUCCGCUUCCGACACCGCGUCGACUCGAUCCUCAUUGGCGAAGGAGGGAGAGCAACGGGUGUGAGCGGGACUGUGCUGGCGCCUUCGACGGCUGAGCGCGGUGUCUCAACGGACCGAAAGGCCCUGGACACGUUCACCAUCACGGGCCGCGCCGUCGUCGUCUCGUCGGGCGGCAUCGGCGGCAACGUGGACCUGGUGAGGCAGAUGUGGCCGACCAAGCGACUGGGCAGGGCGCCGAGGAAGGUUGUCGUGGGUGUACCCGCCCACGUCGACGGCAGGAUGCUCAAGAUCUCCGAAGACGCGGGCGCCAACCUCGUUAACCAGGAUCGCAUGUGGCACUACACCGAGGGACUCACCAACUGGGACCCAAUCUGGCCCAUGCACGGCAUCCGCAUCAUCCCAGGCCCGUCGUCGCUCUGGCUCGACGCCACGGGUAAGCGGCUCCCCUCGCCGUGCUUCCCGGGGUGCGACACCAUGGCAACGCUCAAGGCCAUCCUCGACACGGGCUACGACUACACCUGGUUCCUCCUCGACCAGUCGAUCAUUGCCAAGGAGUUUGCCCUCUCGGGCUCGGAGCAGAACCCCGACAUCACGGGCAAGUCGCUGUCGCUCCUCAUCACCAGCCGACUCUUCUCGGGUGGCAAGGGCACCGGCCCUGUGCAGGCGUUCCAGAACAAGGGCGCCGACUUUGUCGUGCGUGACACCUUCGAGGAGCUCGUCCAGGGCAUGAACGAGCUCGCAGCGAAGCAAGAGGGCAACGAGGCUCCGCCGCCGCUCGAGUACGCCGCUCUCCGGAAGGUCGUCGAGGACCGGGACAGCCAGGUGGACAACCCCUAUACAAAGGACGCGCAGCAGAUGCUCAUCAACAAUGGCCGCGCCUACUGGCUGGACAGGUUGACGCGCAUCGCAAAGCCCCACAAGCUGCUCGCUCCCGGCAACGGCCCCUUGAUUGCUGUACGUAUGAACAUCGUGACGAGAAAGACGCUGGGCGGCAUCCAGACGAACCUCAAGGGCCAGGUCAUUGGUCAAAAGAGCAGAGAGGAAGUCGUACCGGGGCUGUAUGCGGCCGGCGAGGUGUCUGGCUUUGGAGGCGGCGGCGUCCACGGCUGGGGUGCGCUCGAGGGCACGUUUUUGGGCGGGUGCAUCUUUGGAGGACGCGCCGUCGGCCGCACCCUGGCUGCGCUGUAAGCGAGCGGCUCCUACGAUUUCCCCUUUUCUGUAUGGCGGCGUUGCCCCCACUCAAUGUUAUUAACGGCCCGUGCAUAUCCCUGAUCUCUCUCGCUUGAGACUGAGUGCGCGGGUGAAUUGAGUGCGCGAGACAAAGUUUGGCGUCGACUAUCGGGGCGCGGGCCGCUACAUGCUUCGCCGCGCUUGUUGUGUGUGCCUUCCCUGCUCCCUUUUAUCCUCCCUUGGUUUCCCCCUCUUGCAGUCCCAUUCUCUUUCUCUCUCUCGUAU
Molecule: messenger RNA, 2137 nt
Organism: Acaromyces ingoldii
Lineage: Eukaryota; Fungi; Basidiomycota; Exobasidiomycetes; Exobasidiales; Cryptobasidiaceae
Product: fumarate reductase/succinate dehydrogenase flavo protein-like protein
Exons: 2
Coding region: 173-1870 (565 amino acids)
Molecular function (GO): oxidoreductase activity, acting on the CH-CH group of donors
Source: RefSeq, a predicted model, not a curated record